This is a messenger RNA of Rotaria sp. Silwood1, 3123 nucleotides long. The record is from the annotation of a GenBank genome assembly. Lineage: Eukaryota; Metazoa; Rotifera; Eurotatoria; Philodinida; Philodinidae.
AUGACAACAACAACUGAAACUUAUCAUACAACAUUUACAAAUUCAACAAUCAAUAAUAAUGAUGAUCCAUCAUUAAUUGUUGCUAAUGUUACAAUUGAUGAAUUAGUUGAAUCAUGUUGUAAUGAAGUAUUACCAUCAUCAUCUAGUCAAUUAAAUAGCAGUAGUAAUAGUGUUUCACCAACACAUCUUGUUCGUUUUGUUCAUUCACAAUCAUCACUUGUUAGUCAGAUAGAUGAAACAAAUAAUAUUCAACAAAAUCCAUCAAAUAUAAUUAUAUCUAGUCAUGAUAUACCAUCUAUUAAACAAACACCAUAUAUUAAUGUUAUUAAACGUUUACCAUCAACAAUAAAACCAAAAACAAUAAUUGAAUCAACAAAUUCAAUGUAUAAUACAACAAAUUUAACAAAUAUAACAGCUAAUAAUAUAAGUGUUAAUAAUUAUAAUGUUAAUAUUCAUACAACAAAUGUUCCACAACAACAACAACAAUCAAUAAUAAAUAAUGAACAUUUAAUUAAAAAAUCAAAUUCAUAUGAUGAAAAACAAACAACUGAAAUUGUAACACAAAUAUUAAAAAAUAUUAAAGAAGUUGAUGAACAAACAACAACAACAACAAAUUAUAAUAUACAUAUUGAUUCAUUUAAUUUUUCAUCAUCCAUAAAUGAACAACAAUCACUUAUAAAUAAAAAAUCACGUAUUAAAAAAGAAGCUAAAGCUUUAACAAAAAUUAUUGUUAAAGAUGAUUUAAUACAAUCACCUAUAUCACCAAAUUUUUUACGUACAAAAAAAACAAUAAAACAUCAUCAAUAUGAUAAUACAAAUAUAUUAAUAGAAUCUAUACCGGUACCAUAUGGAUGGCAAAGAAGAAUAUUAUCUACAGAUAUUGUUGUUUAUUUAAGUCCAACUAAUACAAUACUCGAUUCAUUAGAUGCUGUACGUCAUUAUAUUGAAUCACCAACAUCAUGUAAAUGUGGUCUUCAAUGUCCACUUAUUAUUGAUAAGGUAUUUAAUUUUGAUCCAAUGAAAAAAUCAAAAUCUUGGGAAGUUGUACAAGUUCUUGAAGGUACACAUUGUCGACAAAAAUCAAAUAUAUUAGAAAUGGCAACAUUAACAAAUUGUAUUGAUUCAUUUUGUGAAACUGAACAAAAACCAGUUAAACGUCGAAAACGUAUAUAUAAUGAAUCAACAAAUGGAAAUGUAUUUGUAUGUGCUUCAAAUUUAAUUGGAAAUAGUAAUAAUAAUAAUAAUAAUGAAUCAGUUGUUUUUGUUAAUAAUACCGAUCAAAUAUCUGGUAUAGAAAAUAGUCAAUCGAUGACAUGGACACCAAUACAACAAACAAAUAUAACUCCACCAUCGAAACGACCACGUGGUCGUCCACGUAAAACUACAGUAACAUCACCAAUAAUUACACAUCUUGCUGCUAAACCAUCAAAUGAUACAUAUCAAACACAACCUGUACCAUCAUCAAUACUUUCUCCACCAGCAUCUGUUUCAUCAAUAUCACAAACAAAUUUUGUUCAUAGAAAUUCAACAUCACCAUCAACAAUAUUUCAUCAAACAAAUAAUAUACGUCAUAUUAGUGAUAAUAUAUUAACUCCACCAAUUUUAUCAUCUUCAACAACAACAGAUACAAAUGUUAUUGCACGUGUUCCAUCAAUAUUUGAUCAAGUUAAAACAGCUACAAAUGAAUCAACAUUUGCUGUAUUAUCAGGUGUACAAAAUGUUUUAUUAUCACCUAAUCGUGAUUCAAAUAAUAAUGAUAAACGUUUACAUGUUGAUUCUAAUUCAUCAAUUGUAUCUACAACAGGCAAACAGGUAACUUUAAAUGUUAAUGCUCUAAAAUCAGAUUUUGUUCGUUCAACAUCUUCUAAUUCAAAAUCAUCAUUAACAAAUCAAAUUGAUGUUAUUUCAUUAAUGGGUACAACAAAUCAAAAUCAAUUAACAAUUCCAAAAACAUCAACUAUUGUUACUAUACCAUCAACAACACAUGAUGAAUAUAUAUCAAUAAAAUCUACAAAUGAACAAAUUAAUGAAUCAACACAACCAUUAAUGAUUGAUUUUAAUGAUCCAUCAACAACAAAUUUUCUUUUAUCAGCACUUGCAUCAGGUGCAUCAUCAGAUUCAAAUGCAAUUGUUAAUCAUCUUUUUCAAAAAGCUCAAACACAACAACAACAACAAUCAACAACAACAAUAAAUUCUCCAACAAUAUCAAUUCAAAAAAAAACUUUACCAAUUAUUUCAUCAAAUAUAAAAAAUUGUACAGAAACAACAAAUUUAUUACCAUCAAUACGUCAAUCAACAGUUGUAUUACAUGUACCAACAACAAAUGAUAUUAAUCAACAAACACAACAAAUUAUAUUGAAUAAUAAUAAUGAUGAUAAAAAACAACAACAACAUCAACAAAUAUUUUUUAUUAAUAAUAAACCAUAUAUAAUUCAACAAAAAUUAACUCAUGAACAAUCAUCACAACAACGAUUAAUUCUUACACCAUCAAUAUCACAAUCGAAUGAAACAUCUCAUUCAAAUCGAAAUAUUGUUAAUAUUAAUAAUAGUAAUACAUGUAUUCAAUCAACACUUGAUGAUGGUGGUAAUUGUCUUUUAUUAAAUGGACCUGUUGAACCUAAAACACUUCGUACAUUACUUAAAGGUUUAAAUUCAUCAUCAUUUUCUGGUGUUGAUAAUUUAAUUGAUACAAUAAAUCGUUUUGAACAUAAAACAACAACAAAUGAAAAAAAUGAUAAUCUUUUAAUAAAAUCAAUUCGUACAACAAAAAAAUCAAUUGAUACAAAUAAAACACCAAUAAAACGUCGUACAGCUAAAAAAAUUAAACAAGAAGAACAAAUUUCAAUAUCACAACCAAUUAUUGUUGAACAACAACAACAACAUCAAUGGCAAACAGAUUUUAAUACAUUUGAUUUUUCAACAUCAUGGGGAAGUGAUACAAAUCUUAAUUCACUUUUACUUAAUGAUGAUUUUGAUACAGCUGCUUCAUUUGAUGAUGUUAAUUUUGGUGAUUUUGAACCGUAUAUGAAUGGUAAUAAUAAUAAUGAUAUAAUAUUACCAUCAUUAUUUGUUAAACCAUUACCACCAGAUAGUUUAUCAAAUCUUGAUCAUUUAUUACCUUAG